Colletotrichum destructivum is the source of this 889-nucleotide messenger RNA. RefSeq names its product Putative mitochondrial distribution/morphology family 35/apoptosis. NCBI's taxonomy places the organism in Eukaryota, Fungi, Ascomycota, Sordariomycetes, Glomerellales, Glomerellaceae. The transcript is spliced from 5 exons. Gene Ontology annotation, molecular function: phosphatidic acid transfer activity. The coding region runs from base 128 to 379 and encodes 83 amino acids. Gene Ontology annotation, biological process: phospholipid translocation. The record is from RefSeq and is a predicted model, not a curated record. Gene Ontology annotation, cellular component: cytosol; nucleus; mitochondrial intermembrane space.
CGGAUGAAGCCGUGGAUCUUAGGCAUACAGAGCCCCCUGCGACAACGAUUUUGCCGACUUGCAACCUCACCCGCCGCCAGCUUCCCGCGACCUCCGCCAACCAACAGACAUCAACCAACAAGUCACCAUGUCUGCUUCUCUAGCGCCCGAGUGCAACGAAGUCAAGGAGCGCUACGAUACUUGCUUCUUGAAAUGGUACAGCGAGAAGUACCUCCGAAGCAGCGGUACAGACAACAAUGAGUGCGCCGACCUCUUCAAAAACUACCAAAAAUGUUUGACGGUGGCGCUCAAGGAACGUGGGAUAGACAAGCUGCUGGACGAGGCGCGGGAGGACCAGAAGGACAAUGACGCGACGUACAUGGGACGCAAAUACAUUUGAAUCAGACUAGCACGCAAGAUGUAUGUCGAGCGCGUUGUUUCCCAGGGUUGCAGUUGCAUUUUCCCCGGGCGCGUUGUGGCAGCGGGAGAUGGGCAAUCUCAGGAGAAUGCCCCGUUGUCUGCUUCCAUGACGUGGCCGUAGAUGAACAAGUAAGCGGAUGGCGGCGGUGGGAGGGGAUUUCUUCCUCGACCUGCUUGCUUGCUUGCUGGGCGUAAAGGAGCCCGUCAGCUAAGCGUAAUAAGAUGCUGCAACGGCAAUUUGAACAUUCCGAGAUAAACCUGGCAGCUGGAUGCGUAGGGGAAGGGGAAGACGUUGAAGAAGAACGGAUUUGGUGAGCUAGAAAACAUUGAGAUCAACGUCCGGGCUCCAUCCACUUGAAGCACCGGGUAUUUCCCAAUGGUGAGAAUCCAAGUAUGUGUACAGAUACAUGUCCGAACACGUGUAUCCGUACGCAUUCGCGCCAUGUGAUUGUUUACAUUGUUUCUCUUUGUUCGUCUUUUUCGUUCCUGC